AGGCCGCGCUUGGGCCGCCGGGCCCGAGGCCGGAGCCAUGGGCGAGACCAAGAUCAUUUACCACCUGGACGGGCAGGAGACGCCGUACCUGGUGAAGCUGCCCCUGCCCGCCGAGCGCGUCACCCUGGCGGACUUUAAGGGCGUUCUGCAGCGACCCAGUUACAAGUUCUUCUUCAAGUCUAUGGACGAUGAUUUCGGAGUGGUGAAGGAAGAGAUCUCUGACGACAAUGCCAAGCUACCCUGCUUCAAUGGCCGGGUGGUAUCCUGGCUGGUAUCAGCUGAGGGCUCUCACCCAGAGCCAGCUCCCUUCUGUGCUGACAACCCAUCAGAGCUGCCACCACCCAUGGAGCGCACUGGAGGCAUUGGGGACUCCCGGCCCCCAUCUUUCCACCCUCAUGCUGGUGGGGGCAGCCAGGAGAACCUGGACAAUGACACAGAAACAGACUCUUUGGUAUCUGCCCAGAGGGAGCGGCCACGCCGGAGGGAUGGUCCCGAGCACACAACCCGGAUAAAUGGAACUUCAAAGGGGGAGCGGCGGCGAGAGCCAGGGGGUUAUGAUAGCUCGUCCACCCUUAUGAGCAGCGAGUUGGAGACCACCAGCUUCUUUGACUCUGACGAGGAUGACUCCACCAGCAGGUUCAGCAGCUCCACAGAGCAGAGCAGUGCCUCACGCCUGAUGAGAAGACACAAGCGGCGGCGGCGGAAGCAGAAGGUUUCACGGAUUGAGCGGUCUUCAUCCUUCAGCAGUAUUACGGACUCCACCAUGUCACUCAACAUCAUCACAGUUACACUCAACAUGGAAAAGUAUAACUUCUUGGGCAUCUCCAUUGUGGGCCAAAGCAAUGAGCGUGGUGAUGGAGGCAUCUACAUCGGCUCUAUCAUGAAGGGUGGGGCUGUGGCUGCUGAUGGACGCAUUGAGCCAGGAGAUAUGCUGUUACAGGUAAAUGAGAUCAACUUUGAGAACAUGAGUAAUGACGACGCAGUCCGGGUAUUACGUGAGAUUGUGCACAAACCAGGUCCCAUCACCCUGACUGUAGCCAAGUGCUGGGACCCAAGUCCACGUGGUUGCUUCACAUUGCCCAGGAGUGAACCCAUCCGGCCUAUUGACCCUGCAGCCUGGGUCUCCCACACUGCAGCUAUGACCGGCACCUUUCCUGCCUAUGGCAUGAGCCCCUCCCUGAGCACCAUCACUUCCACCAGCUCCUCCAUCACCAGCUCCAUCCCUGACACAGAACGGCUAGAUGACUUCCACCUGUCCAUCCACAGUGACAUGGCAGCCAUUGUAAAAGCCAUGGCCUCCCCUGAAUCUGGUCUGGAAGUCCGCGACCGUAUGUGGCUCAAGAUUACCAUCCCCAACGCUUUCAUUGGCUCAGAUGUGGUGGACUGGCUGUACCACAACGUGGAAGGCUUCACUGAUCGGCGGGAGGCCCGCAAGUAUGCCAGCAACUUGCUGAAAGCUGGCUUCAUCCGCCACACUGUCAACAAGAUCACCUUCUCUGAGCAGUGCUACUACAUCUUUGGCGACCUCUGUGGCAACAUGGCCAACCUCUCUCUCCAUGACCACGACGGUUCCAGUGGCGCCUCUGACCAGGACACGCUGGCCCCUUUGCCACACCCUGGGGCUGCUCCUUGGCCCAUGGCUUUCCCCUACCAGUACCCGCCGCCCCCGCACCCCUACAACCCACACCCUGGCUUCCCAGAGCUGGGAUAUAGCUAUGGUGGGGGCAGUGCCAGUAGCCAACACAGUGAAGGCAGCCGGAGCAGUGGCUCUAACCGCAGCGGUAGCGACAGGCGGAAGGAGAAGGACCCGAAGACCGGGGACUCGAAGUCAGGCGGUAGUGGCAGUGAGUCGGACCACACGACACGCAGCAGCCUGCGGGGGCCACGGGAGCGGGCACCGAGUGAGCGAUCGGGCCCAGCUGCCAGUGAACACAGCCACCGCAGCCACCACUCGUUGGCUAGCAGCCUGCGCAGCCACCACACGCAUCCAAGCUAUGGUCCCCCCGGCGUGCCCCCACUCUAUGGGCCCCCAAUGCUGAUGAUGCCCCCACCACCUGCAGCCAUGGGGCCCCCAGGGGCCCCCCCGGGCCGUGACCUGGCCUCUGUGCCUCCCGAACUGACCGCCAGCAGACAGUCCUUCCGCAUGGCUAUGGGAAACCCCAGUGAGUUCUUUGUGGAUGUGAUGUGAGCAGGGCCCCUACCCCCACCCUGGCCGCCUGCAUCCCUCUCGCCAUCCGUUUUUUCUUUGUUUUUUUUUUAACUUUGGUACAUGAAAGGGAAAUAAACAGAACUAAAUCCAGGCGCGCUAACUGCUCGAGGGGCACAUCGAGGGUGCAGUGCACCCACAAAUUGGCUCUGCAUCCCCCUAA
Messenger RNA from Orycteropus afer afer, 2369 nucleotides. It is a transcript of the gene DVL3, whose product is annotated as dishevelled segment polarity protein 3. Gene Ontology annotation, cellular component: cytosol. Gene Ontology annotation, biological process: canonical Wnt signaling pathway; intracellular signal transduction. Lineage: Eukaryota; Metazoa; Chordata; Mammalia; Tubulidentata; Orycteropodidae. Gene Ontology annotation, molecular function: frizzled binding. The record is from RefSeq and is a predicted model, not a curated record.